GAGCGGGUGCGGCGUCCGCGCUGCCCGCUAGGCUGGGUGUCGUUGGGCUCCGAGGAGCGCAGGCGAGGGCGGCGCGGGCGGCCUGGUGUCGGGCACGGCCAUGGCGGGCGCGCUGGUGCGGAAAGCGGCGGACUAUGUCCGGAGCAAGGAUUUUCGGGACUACCUCAUGAGUACGCAUUUCUGGGGCCCUGUAGCCAACUGGGGUCUUCCCAUUGCUGCCAUCAAUGACAUGAAGAAGUCUCCAGAGAUUAUCAGUGGGCGGAUGACAUUUGCCCUCUGUUGCUACUCGCUGACCUUCAUGAGAUUCGCCUACAAGGUGCAGCCCCGGAACUGGCUCCUGUUCGCCUGCCACGCCACCAACGAGGUAGCGCAGCUGGUUCAGGGAGGACGCCUCCUCAGGCACGAGAUGAGUAAAAAGGCAUCAGCCUAACAGCGGGAGAGGAGAAGCCAGGGGUGUGGAGGGACGGCCUUGCCGGCGCCGCCGGGUCACGGAUUCCAUCCUCAGAAUAGUCUUGCUGAGAAAAUAAGCUGAAUGCUAUUUUUACUAACCAAUUUUUCUAGAAAUAGCUGAGAGUCCCUAAAACAACUCUCUGCUGCCUUACACGCCCUGAACAUCCUUCUUCUGUGAUGGUUUUAUCUGCAGUAAUGCAUAUAUUACUUGGUAGAAUUUACUUAAUGGGUAACUGAAGAGAGAAAAUUGGGAUUUUUUAGACACCAAUGGCUGGCCACGGGCCCUGUCUCUGCUAGUGGUCGAGAGCGUGUCUGGGCUUCCGUGCGGCAUGCCUCCACAAGUGCUGGAACUUAAUGGCAAUAAAUGAUUUAAAUACUCAUCAAACGA
This is a messenger RNA of Lontra canadensis (Northern American river otter), 838 nucleotides long. It is a transcript of the gene MPC1, whose product is annotated as mitochondrial pyruvate carrier 1. Gene Ontology annotation, biological process: pyruvate import into mitochondria. The record is from RefSeq and is a predicted model, not a curated record. Gene Ontology annotation, cellular component: mitochondrial inner membrane. The coding region runs from base 101 to 430 and encodes 109 amino acids. The transcript has 5 exons. Lineage: Eukaryota; Metazoa; Chordata; Mammalia; Carnivora; Mustelidae.